This is a messenger RNA of Pestalotiopsis fici W106-1, 288 nucleotides long. RefSeq lists its product as uncharacterized. The transcript is spliced from 3 exons. Gene Ontology annotation, cellular component: membrane. Bases 1 to 288 code for a protein of 95 amino acids. The record is from RefSeq and is a predicted model, not a curated record. Lineage: Eukaryota; Fungi; Ascomycota; Sordariomycetes; Amphisphaeriales; Sporocadaceae.
AUGGCCGCCUCAGCUCUGCUUGUUGUUCUGAUCACCAUCCUCUUACCCCCCGUGGGUGUAUGGGCUAUCGCAGGAUGCGGCGCUGAUCUCUUCAUCAACAUCUGCUUGACACUGCUUGGCUACAUCCCGGGCCACAUCCACGCAUUCUACCUUGAAUAUGUCUACUAUGACCGCCGAGAGCAGGCUAGAGAAGGCCGCUUCGCCGCUCGAAGAGCUGCUGGAGUGUACAGUGAUCGCGUACAAACCGGCGGACAUGGAUACGGCACCAUGGUCCCUCCCACCUCCUAG